Paramecium octaurelia is the source of this 566-nucleotide messenger RNA. The record is from the annotation of a GenBank genome assembly. Lineage: Eukaryota; Ciliophora; Oligohymenophorea; Peniculida; Parameciidae.
AAGAUGCUCGUGCAUAUUAUUUAUGGCACUCUAACCUUACAUAUCUUAUUUAGUGAGUUUUUUGAAAUCAACCUAUAAUCACAAAUCUUUAAUGCUCUGCUUCUAUUUACAAUUGGAGUUUAGAUUUAUAGAUUUGCGUUGUAAUGGGUUUUACAAAACAAAGAAUAGGUAAUCUUAAUUUAAUCAAAAAGGCUGAUUAAGUAUUCUCAAGUAAAAUGAAGCAAUUAACAGAGUUGGCCAGCCUUCCAGAAAAAUUGAUAAGGAAUUACAUAAUGCCAAUCUUAAUUGAUGCUAUUACUUUGAAAAACAUAGUAUUUUUCAAAUUUAAAAUUCUAGCCUCAUACAAUUGCCUUCUUCAUUGCAUUACAAUUAGGCAUUUCCUACAUAUCAAUAUUUUUAACUAAUAGAGCUGUUCGAAUUAUCUCUGUGAAUGGAUUAUACGCAUUGUAUUAUCAUUAUAAUAAGAAUUAAUAACUCUAUGAAACUAUCAUACAAAGAACUUAAAAGUUAGGUAAUGAUAAAUGGCAAAUAAUAACUCAGAAACUAUAAAAGUAAUAGGUGUGAAC